Messenger RNA from Emiliania huxleyi CCMP1516, 573 nucleotides. RefSeq lists its product as hypothetical. Gene Ontology annotation, molecular function: peptidyl-prolyl cis-trans isomerase activity. The transcript has a single exon. The record is from RefSeq and is a predicted model, not a curated record. Lineage: Eukaryota; Haptophyta; Isochrysidales; Noelaerhabdaceae. The coding region runs from base 1 to 573 and encodes 190 amino acids. Gene Ontology annotation, biological process: protein peptidyl-prolyl isomerization.
AUGCUGCUCACGCCGCUCGCUCCCUUGGGCCAGCAGCGCGUUGCAUGCGACACCACUGCGGGUCCCUUCACCGUGCUGCUCAACGAGUCGCUCUCUCCGCUCGGCGUGAUGCGUGUCACCGACCUCGUAAAGUCUGGCUUCAUGGAAGGCCAGUUGCUCUACCGGGUGAUCCCUGGCCUCCUUGUCCAGUUCGGAGUGGCUGCCGACCCGGCGGUCACCGCUCGCUGGCAGGGCAGGGCGAGGCGCAUUGCGGACGAGCCCAACAAAAUGCCCUUCCUCCACGGAACUCUCUCCUUUGCCGGCGCGGGCGUCAACUCUCGAACGUCGCACCUUUUCGUGGCGCUAUCUCCGAAUGGCAUGCGGCUUGGCCGGGGGACUCCACACGAGUCGACCCUCGGGCACGUCGUUGAGGGCAUGGAGACCUUCGAGCGCGUCGUCGCCAACUACCGGCGAAGUGGCUACAAGGACACCGGCUCGUUGCAAAGGGCGCUCCGCACAAAGGGCAACGCAGCCGCAGCAGGCUUUCCCCUUCUGGAUCGGAUCCGCGCUUGCCGGUUAGCGGCGAGGCGCUAA